Messenger RNA from Hibiscus syriacus, 501 nucleotides. RefSeq names its product pathogenesis-related protein PR-1-like. The transcript has a single exon. The coding region runs from base 1 to 501 and encodes 166 amino acids. Lineage: Eukaryota; Viridiplantae; Streptophyta; Magnoliopsida; Malvales; Malvaceae. Gene Ontology annotation, cellular component: extracellular region. The record is from RefSeq and is a predicted model, not a curated record.
AUGGAAAUCUCACAAAUGAGAGCCAAUAAUCUCGUCGUCAUCGUUUUCCUUUUGUUAGUCUCGAUCGUUCAGGCUAACUACUUUGGCCCGAUUACUCAGUUCUUGGCUCCUCACAAUGCUGCUCGUGUUGCCGUCGGAUUGCCACCUUUGUUUUGGAAUUUAAGGAUGGCGAACUACGCUCGGUGGUACGCCAACCAAAGGCGUCAAGACUGUGAUUUGAGGCACUCCAACGGACCUUAUGGGGAGAACAUCUUUUGGGGUAGCGGCGAUGACUGGAUGCCCGCCGACGCGGUCGCCUCGUGGGUGUCCGAGAGUAAAUGGUACGGCCACGGGUCGAAUUCGUGCGUAGGAGGACAGGAAUGCGGGCAUUAUACGCAGAUUGUGUGGAGCAAGACCCGAGGCGUCGGGUGUGCCAAGGUGGUUUGUGAUGGUGGUAAGGGUGUUUUCAUGACAUGCAACUAUGAUCCUCCGGGGAAUUACGUCGGAGAAAAACCUUACUGA